Trichomonas vaginalis G3 is the source of this 1329-nucleotide messenger RNA. RefSeq names its product ankyrin repeat and SOCS box-containing protein 4 family. The coding region runs from base 1 to 1329 and encodes 442 amino acids. NCBI's taxonomy places the organism in Eukaryota, Parabasalia, Trichomonadida, Trichomonadidae. Gene Ontology annotation, molecular function: protein binding. The transcript has a single exon. The record is from RefSeq and is a predicted model, not a curated record.
AUGUCCGACCAAGAUGCUCAUCCAAACAAAUACAGCGAAUUGCGAAGUAACUACAAAUACUAUAUCGAUAUAUGCAAUGCGUUAUAUCAGUUGAAAACGGAAAAAGAAGAAGAAUUAAACUCAAUUUUCAAAAUGAUCAAAACAGAAUUGAUUGAUUCAAAUAAAUAUCCUCCCCAAAAUAUGAUAAAAGAUGUUUUGUAUAUCAUUUCGUACAAUAAUCGCUAUGCAAAGUCAUAUUUAUAUCUUGCCAAACUCAUAUCUGAUGAAUAUCAUGUCAAAGAGGUCAAUAUUGUCACACAUAUCUUAAACUUCCUAUUUUAUAAUGAAUAUGGAAUUAAAUUAGACAAAUCUGCCGAUUUUGAAAAAGUUAAUUCAGAAAAUCUCGAUAUUCAUGCAGAAAAUACAAUUUACAGAGCAAUUAUGUAUAAUGACUUAGAAAUAUUUAUCUCAUUCACAGAAAGAGAUGGAUUUGAUAAAGAUCAAAAACUUAAAAGUAAUUUAUAUCCAUAUUCUAAGAAAAGAUAUUCAUUACUUGAAUUAUGUUGUUACCACGGAGCAGUUGAUUGUUUCAAGUUAUUAAGAUCGAAAUUUAACUCAGAAAUAACUGGAACAUGUCUUCAAUUUUCAUUUUUAGGAAGAAACAAAGAGAUCCUGAAUGAAUGUUUGAAAUAUAAAACACCAAAUACAGAAUGCAUGAAAUAUGCAAUUAUUUCACACAACAUUGAUUUUGUCACAUUCUUGAUGAAUGAGUACAAAAUAAAGAUCAAUGUAGAAUACUGCGGAAUUUACAAUAAUCUUGAAUCCUUUUUAGUUUAUUUCGAUCAAACUAUUGAUUUUGACAAAUGCUUUGUUUAUACACCGAUAUUUAAUAUUCCAUCCCUCAUCGAAUACUUCCUUUCACACGGUGUAAACAUCAAUGAAAAAAAUGAAAGUGGAAAAACUGCACUUCAUUAUGCAGCAUAUUAUAAUUGUAAAGAAUCUGUUGAAGUUCUCAUUUCACAUGGUGCAAAUAUCAAGGAAAAAGAUGAAUAUGUAAAAACCGCACUUCAUUCUGCAGCAUAUUGUAAUAGUAAAGAAACCGCUGAAAUUCUUAUAUCGCAUGGUAUAAAUAUCAAUGAAAAAAAAAAUAAAUCUGGAGAAACUGCACUUCAUUCUGCAGCAUAUUGUAAUAGUAAAGAUGCUGCCGAAGUUCUCAUUUCACAUGGCGCUAAUAUCAAUGAAAAAAAUGAAAUCGGAAAAACUGCAAUUCAUUAUGCAGCAUAUUAUAAUAGUAAAGAAACCGCUGAAAUUCUUAUAUCGCAUGGUAUAAAUAUCAAUGAAAAAAAAUAA